CUUUCUAAGAUAUUUCAAAAUGGCGUCCCUGCGCUACGUGGUCGCCGUGGUCCUGGUGACCGUUUUGGUUUAUUGUUCUGCACUACAUCCCCUAGUUAGAAGAUUGCAGUUUCACGUUAAUUCUUGCUCAAACGAGACGCCAGAAUGUAUGCAUCAGUGUAUCUUCAAGAAAAUGGGAAUUGUAAAUAAGAACGGCCAGUACGUGGAGAGGAAAGCAGUAGAAUGGAUGAAAAUUGCGACAGAUAAAAAAAUUCUUACACGAUCGCAAACUAUCAAAAUUGCUAAAACAUGCAACAGUGUAAACAAGAGUUCCAGUAAGCGGAGUAAGGGCUGUCAUCUGGCUGAGCAAGUGUCGGUGUGCAUGCAUAAUGAAAUGCUGAAGGUAUGCAGCUAA
Cydia amplana is the source of this 394-nucleotide messenger RNA. RefSeq lists its product as uncharacterized. Gene Ontology annotation, molecular function: odorant binding. The record is from RefSeq and is a predicted model, not a curated record. Bases 20 to 394 code for a protein of 124 amino acids. NCBI's taxonomy places the organism in Eukaryota, Metazoa, Arthropoda, Insecta, Lepidoptera, Tortricidae. The transcript has 4 exons.